GUGAUGGUCAGGUCAAAGGGAAACGUUAGAAGGGUUGGACCGUACAGAGAAUACAUGCAGCUCAGGUCAAUGUCGACACGACCACCUCCUUACACAAACGCCGACAGUCAGAGAUUCAUAGAAUUGAAAGACAACCAGAAAACGAGGAAACAAAAUGGUUUUAAUUCAUUAAAAGAGGAGGAGGAGGAUUAUUCUGUUCCAGUGGUGAUUAGAAACGUGAAACCUUCGUGUUGCAAAUACAUCCUUUAUUCUCUUACCGGAGUGCUAUUGUUCGUCCUAUGCAUUUUUUGCAUGUACCUGGUGUUUCCUUAUCCCAUACACGCCUCUUGCAUAGUAAAAUGGAAGUUCGAAGAUCCGUGUACGUUCACUAUGCAGAAAUUCAGGUGUCAGAUACUUAACUGGUCCUCCUGCGUGAACUGCAGUCCGCGUGGCAACAGAUGUUUAUACAGACUUAAAGAACCGAAACCGGAUGAGAGUAACGUUAUCAGAGCCGUGCACAUUACCCCGAAUUUGAAAACCGUAGAGAAUAUCAGAAUCGAUUUCAAGGAGAUUAACAAAUCCUGCGUGGCAACAGGAGAAUCCGUGUCGAGCGAAUGGUUCAGGAUAUUCGAUUAUGGGAUGAAUUAUUGCAAUCUGCAUAAUUUGGCGACUGGUAUCGGUUUCAAGUUCUUAGAAUUGACGAACAACGCGAUUUGCACGCAGCACAAUAUGGCUAUUUGUAAUUAA
Molecule: messenger RNA, 726 nt
Organism: Ceratina calcarata
Lineage: Eukaryota; Metazoa; Arthropoda; Insecta; Hymenoptera; Apidae
Exons: 5
Coding region: 4-726 (240 amino acids)
Source: RefSeq, a predicted model, not a curated record